Messenger RNA from Kuraishia capsulata CBS 1993, 999 nucleotides. RefSeq lists its product as uncharacterized. The record is from RefSeq and is a predicted model, not a curated record. NCBI's taxonomy places the organism in Eukaryota, Fungi, Ascomycota, Pichiomycetes, Pichiales, Pichiaceae. The transcript has a single exon. The coding region runs from base 1 to 999 and encodes 332 amino acids. Gene Ontology annotation, cellular component: glucosidase II complex. Gene Ontology annotation, biological process: N-glycan processing.
AUGAGAGUGAUCAAACACAAGAUAAAAGCCAUCAAAUUUGAUCUAGAAGGUUUGGUUGAACACAGAGAAGAGACUGAGAUCGAGGAGGAGGUCCAAACUCCUCUGGAACAGCUGGAUCCCCAAUUGAACUCCGCAAAGAAAUUUGUUGAAUCUCAAAGGAACGAAUUGAGACAAUCUUAUGAAAGAUUGGCUAUUCUGGAGGCAUUGCUGGACGAUCUGGCCAAGAACUACAAUCCCAAUUUCAACGACCCGGUGGUGAAAGCUGCAGUUCAAGACUUCCAAAAUUACGCUAGUAAUAAUCAAGUUGUUGAGGAAGAGACGGUCCUAAGCCUUUCAAACCCAUCGGAAGAAUUCAACAGGAUCAUAGAAGAGUUUGAGUCUGGUUUGAACUCCAUUGAAGUUGGAACUUCCGCCCAAGAGGAUUCUGCAGAAACCACUGAAUGCUCGAUCAGAAAAGCUUUUAAUCAAAAGUUCGAGAACUUCAUCGAAAAGCUCAUAGCGAGCCCCAAAAGAGAAAAACCUCAAAAAUACACCAGAGGCAAACUGGACUCAGAGAUUGAAGAGAAGGAAAAGGAGAUUGCCAAACUAGAGAAGGAGAGAUCGGAACUGGAAUAUGAUCUGACCGACCCGAAAUAUGGCCCAGACGGAAUAUUAAGGUCGUAUAACGGUCACUGCUUAACGAAGAAGAUUGGUGAUUACGAUUACAAGUUCUGUUUCACUGGGUCCGUAAACCAGAUAGGUGCUGGACAGAGCGUUUUGAUUGGUUCUAUGGAUAAGGUUGAGGUGCAAGAGGACCAUUCAUUGAAGAUAUUCUUUGAACACGGUGCAAGGUGCUGGAAUGGACCGAUUCGUAAGGCUGUUGCUCAUGUUGAAUGCGGAGCCAAGGAUGAUAUUCUGUUCACUUCUGAGCCUGAAAAGUGUGAGUAUUUCUUCAAGGUGGUGAGUCCUAUUGCAUGUAAGGAAAUCCCCAACAGUAAACUGAAAAAAGAUGAAUUGUAA